AUGGCAAACUCAAGAUUUGAAUAUGUCAAGUCCUUCGAGCAGCCGGACGUGCUGCUCCCCAAUACGUGGAUUGUGGUCCGCAUCGAUGGACGAGGAUUUCACAAAUUGUCGGACCACUACUCUUUCGCAAAACCCAAUGACCGUGCGGCAUUGGACUUGAUGAAUGCAGCUGCAGUUGAAGUCAUGAAAGAUCUUCCAGACCUUUGCAUUGCCUAUGGCGUCAGUGACGAAUACAGUUUCGUCUUCCAUCCCAGCUGCCAACUCUUCGAACGACGCAAUGGGAAACUAGUGACCACCAUUGUCUCUACAUUCACAGCGCACUACAUUUACAAGUGGAACCAAUACUUCCCUGGUAAACCUCUCCAGCCGCCGUAUCUGCCUUCUUUCGAUGGGCGUGCGGUCAUCUAUCCGAAUAGUCAGAUUCUGCGCGAUUAUAUGAGCUGGAGGCAAGUUGAUUGUCACAUCAAUAACCUGUACAACACAACCUUUUGGACAAUGGUGCUGCAGGGUGGAAUGAGCAACACAGAUGCCGAGCAAGAACUCAAGGGCACUGUAUCUGCAGAUAAGAACGAGAUUCUAUUCUCGAGGUUUGGAAUCAAUUACAAUAAUGAGCUGGAGAUCUAUAAAAAGGGCAGCGUUCUGUAUCGCCAGCAGUACGAGCUAGAGGAACCCAAGUCUACAAAAUCAGCAGAUGAAGAACCAUCAGUGGCCCAGACGCAACAGUCAAGGUCACAGCAAGACAAGAUCCGGAAACUGCGCCGGAAAGCACAGGUCGUCGUUGACCAUGUCGACAUCAUUAAAGAUGAGUUCUGGGAGAAAAGGCCGUGGAUUCUAUCGGGCAAACCUGGAAAACUACCAGCAGCUUAG
Molecule: messenger RNA, 867 nt
Organism: Penicillium bovifimosum
Lineage: Eukaryota; Fungi; Ascomycota; Eurotiomycetes; Eurotiales; Aspergillaceae
Product: tRNA guanylyltransferase
Exons: 7
Coding region: 1-867 (288 amino acids)
Biological process (GO): tRNA modification
Molecular function (GO): tRNA guanylyltransferase activity; magnesium ion binding
Source: RefSeq, a predicted model, not a curated record